Molecule: messenger RNA, 834 nt
Organism: Cotesia glomerata
Lineage: Eukaryota; Metazoa; Arthropoda; Insecta; Hymenoptera; Braconidae
Exons: 1
Coding region: 1-834 (277 amino acids)
Source: RefSeq, a predicted model, not a curated record
AUGGUCGACAUUUACGCGAAGAUUGAGAGCGAACGACUACGAUACUUACGAUAUAAUCAACAAAAGCUGCGCGCGGAAGAGUACAUUCAUUUGCGAGACGCUAUCAACAACAACGCCGACGUCGCCGAAAUUGGUAACCAUGUCAUUUUACCAUCAUCGUACGUAGGCAGUCCACGUCAUAUGCAAGAAUAUAUACAGGAUGCUCUGACUUUCGUGCGCGAAUAUGGACGACCAUGUUUAUUCAUCACGUUCACAUGUAAUCCAAAAUGGCCAGAGAUUACAUCUUUGCUACUGCCUGGCCAAAAUGCAAUACAUCGCCAUGACAUUACAGCACGUGUGUUCAGACAAAAGUUGAAGUCUUUAAUAAGUUUCAUUACUAAAUCACAUGUAUUUGGUCCCACACGUUGCUGGAUGUAUUCGGUUGAGUGGCAAAAGCGAGGAUUACCUCAUGCACACAUUUUGGUUUGGUUCAUCGACAAAAUCCGUCCUGAAGAAAUCGAUAGUAUCAUUUCUGCGGAAAUUGCAGAUCCAUCCACGAACCAACUGCUGUUUGAUAUUGUUACAACAAACAUGAUUCAUGGUCCAUGUGGUACUCUUAAUACUUCAUCGCCUUGCAUGGCUGAUGGAAAAUGUACUAAAAAUUUCCCUAAAGAUUUUACCAAUGAUACGGUCACAAAUGUCGACGGAUACCCAAUAUAUCGUCGAAGAAAUCCUGAAAAUGGCGGACAAUCAUUUAUUAAAAAUAUCAUCAACACAGACAUUGAUAUUGACAAUCGUUGGGUGGUGCCAUAUUCGCCUCUGUUGGGACAGAGACAGCGAUUGAUCGUGCAAUAA